AUGGCAGAGGAGAACAUUUUUCUGUUCGUGCCCAACCUGAUCGGCUAUGCCCGGAUACUGUUUGCCUUCGUGGCGUUUUAUUUCAUGCCAACCUCGCCCCUGGUGGCCUCCGCCUUCUACCUGCUCAGCGGCCUGCUGGACGCCUUCGACGGACAUGCAGCUCGAGCGCUCAACCAAGGAACCAAGUUCGGCGCCAUGCUGGACAUGCUGACUGACCGUUGUGCCACCAUGUGUCUCCUGGUAAACCUGUCCCUCCUCUACCCAUCGUACACUCUGCUGUUCCAGCUCAGUAUGAGUCUGGACAUCGCCAGUCAUUGGCUGCACCUACACAGUUCCACCCUGAAAGGAAGUGACAGUCACAAGACAAUCGACCUGAGCGGUAACCCUGUGCUGCGCUUGUAUUACACCUCCCGGCCUGUGCUGUUCCUGAUGUGUGCUGGCAACGAGCUCUUCUACUGCAUGCUGUAUCUGCUGUACUUCUCCGAGGGACCAGAAGUGGCGUUGGGUCCGCUGGGAGCAAUCGGUAUUUUCCGCCUCAUCUUCUGGGUCAGCUGUCCGAUCUCUCUGCUGAAAUCCGCCAUCAGUCUUCUGCACUUGGGCACCGCCUCCUGCAACAUGGCCGCCCUGGACCGCGCCGAGCGUGCUAAAAAGAAAUAA
Molecule: messenger RNA, 657 nt
Organism: Staurois parvus
Lineage: Eukaryota; Metazoa; Chordata; Amphibia; Anura; Ranidae
Source: the annotation of a GenBank genome assembly